Stereum hirsutum FP-91666 SS1 is the source of this 2514-nucleotide messenger RNA. RefSeq names its product Six-hairpin glycosidase. The coding region runs from base 1 to 2514 and encodes 837 amino acids. The record is from RefSeq and is a predicted model, not a curated record. Lineage: Eukaryota; Fungi; Basidiomycota; Agaricomycetes; Russulales; Stereaceae. The transcript is spliced from 12 exons. Gene Ontology annotation, biological process: carbohydrate metabolic process.
AUGGCGGUAGCGUCUGCGAUCUCGUUGGCUUUCUUUCUUUCUGUCCGGGCCGUGGGCGCUCAGUCAGUUUAUGUCGUCCCAAAAGCUAUCAACGCAACGACUGGGUCGGUAUCGAACGCUGAUGCCCUGCUGGCUCCGAACACCUCUGUGACGACUCUGAGCGGGAAAGGGGCACAGAUUGUCCUCGACUAUGGCGUCAAUGUCGGUGGAUUCCCUACUUUCUGGUUAGCCAGUGUAGAGGGCGAAGGCGUGCAGAUGGCUGCGACAUAUAGCGAAGGUUUUGGCGGCAUAUGGUCUGCGGAAGGGGAUGACUUCGUCGACUAUUCAAAUGGCUACAGUAAUAACCGAACAACCACAUACAAUCUUGCCGCGACCAGCAAUAACACUGUCCAAGACUACUACCUCCAAGGCUCGCAACGAUGGCAGCGCAUCUGGCUCCUUACCGAUGGAAAUGUCUCCUUUUCCGCCGUCGGUUUUCUGUCAAUAACCGACAUCACCCCCGUUGACUCCCUUCCGGGUGGAUUCAAGUCCAGCAAUGACCUCUUUACCGAUAUAUGGGAGGCGGGUGCGAGAACGGUUCAGUUGGUCAGCGAUCCAGCCGGGUCCGUCCCUCCGAAUUGGAUACUUCAAGAUGAUGGAGCCUUGAUCCCGCCGCAACACGCAUCUUACAACCUGUACGGCACGCUGUGGUCCAAUUACACGCUUGAGUUCCAAGCGAAGAUCACCGGUGGUGGGAUUGGGUGGCAGGUCCUGGAGUCCGGGAGCCUUGGCUUGCAGUUUCAACUCAACCAAACACACAUCGGGCUAUUCUAUGGUUAUGGCCCCGUGGCUGACUCUGUGCCCGAUUUUUCGGGCCUCUAUAGCUACCCUCUUGCCGCCACGGUUUUACCCAACGUUACGCUCUUCGACGGCGACUUCCACCAAUACAGCACAGUCAUGUUCAAUACCACAUUUGGCGUCCUUGUUGAUGGUGUUUCUAUCUUGAACUACACCGUACCCGAAACAAACGUCUCGACCAUGGUCGUACCCGGAAGCUUUGGGUUCGGGGGCGCGUUCGACGCCGAAGGCGUGUUCACCGCCGUCCGAGUUACGGAUACGCUCAACGGGACGCUUUUAUACGAGUCAGAACUGAAGAACGAGACUGCGUUGGCAGAUUUCAAGGUCCAGCGUAACCUGGUAGAUUCUAUACUUGACGGGGCCAGAAGAGAUAGAAUAGUUUGGAUCGGUGACGUUGCUAUUACAGCACCGUCGCUUUUCUACUCGACCGCCGAAGCUAAAUACGUCACAGGGUCCCUAGCUCUUGUUUUGUCCUGGCAAAGUGAUACGGGGGCUCUAGCAUCGGACGUACCACCUAUUACUCCUUUCGGUGACUCCUAUCCAGUCAAACCCUCCGCGUUUUUCUACUCCUUGCCAUAUGAAAUCUUCGGGAUUCAGGCAUUCUAUGACACGUAUAUGUACACGGGGAAUAUCUCGUUCAUCGGGGAGUUCUGGAGUAAUAUCCAAGCCCAGACAGAUCGUCUGCUAGGCUUAGUGGGGACGAAUGACAGUCUGAUCAGGAUCGAUACGUCGAACUCAAAACUGGGUAGUGACUGGGAUUGGUACGACGGUCCACGCUAUGGUGCAGGUACUAAACUGAACGCGCAAGCCGUCCUCGCCUUCAAUCAAACUUCUACUAUGGCUGCCGCUUUUAACCUCACUUCUCUCGCCGCAACUUAUGCGAACGCGUCAAUUGCCAUCCGCGACGCUAUCAACUCCAAUUUGUGGAACGCCACAGGCGGAUUCUAUGUGAACACGGACAUUGUACCUGGUGUGGCGCAAGAUGCAAAUUCGUGGGCCAUAAUCGCAGGAGUGGCUGAUGCUGAGAAUCGCACAGAGGCGACUCUGACCGCUAUGAGCGAGAACCUCAAAACCGACUAUGGCAUGCUCGCCUUCUCAGCAGACGCUGGAUCACGGGCGAACAUCAGCCCUUUCAUAACCGGUUUUCAUCUUGAGGCGCUCCUCGUGUCGGAUAUGCGUGACCAAGAUGUGUUAUAUAUCCUUGAAAAGACAUUCGGUACUAUGGUAGACACCUCACGCGAGAACUACACCGGAACGUUCUGGGAGGUAAUGUCCCCCGAAGGAGGGCCAGGCCUUGAUGCCUACACCUCCCUGUGUCAUGGCUGGUCUUCAGCACCCACGGCUCUCUUCUCGCGUUUCGUUCUCGGUGUGCAACCUACGUCGCCAGGGUUCGAGACGUGGAUUGUCGCGCCUCAACCGUUGAAUACGACAUCAGCGGAGGGACGAGUGUCCACACCCUUCGGGACCUUGUCCGUGAACUGGACGAUAUCGGAUGGAGUCAUGACGGUCGAGGUUGACGGUCCAGCUGGUACGAAUGGGACAGUUUAUGUGACGGGAGGAAGUGAAAAUACGGUUACGGUGGAUGGUGGGAAUAGCACGACUCUGUUGCUCGAUCGGACUGACAGACUCGGUGUCAACGUUGAGGGAGGAGCCAGACAUGUUGUACAGAUAGCAUAA